Carassius auratus (goldfish) is the source of this 4435-nucleotide messenger RNA. Its product is annotated as zinc finger and BTB domain-containing protein 34-like. Gene Ontology annotation, molecular function: protein binding; DNA-binding transcription factor activity, RNA polymerase II-specific; RNA polymerase II cis-regulatory region sequence-specific DNA binding. Gene Ontology annotation, biological process: regulation of transcription by RNA polymerase II. The transcript has 3 exons. The record is from RefSeq and is a predicted model, not a curated record. NCBI's taxonomy places the organism in Eukaryota, Metazoa, Chordata, Actinopteri, Cypriniformes, Cyprinidae. The coding region runs from base 290 to 1813 and encodes 507 amino acids.
GCGUCCACUUCCGGUUGGGCUGAGAGCUAGAGAGAUCGGGUGAGGAGCACAACUGGGGAAGAAGCAGGCCAGGCUGGAGUUAAAGCGAGCCGCGGUGCAGAGGAAUGGGAGACGUUUAAUCGGAGGAGAUGCAGCCAGUGUUAGCUGCCAACCUCCACAUUCCCUUCAAUCACAAGCAAGUGGGCCACUUCCUACCCUCCUGUUUGUUUUUAGACAAGUAAAACUUUUGAUUACAACCGGAGACGUGAGGCAAAGGUUCUCUGCAAACCAGGAGAGACAUCAGUGAGUCAUGGAGGACUGCAGUAGCCUCAUAGAGUUUGAUGUACCUGAGUUCAGCAACACCGUCCUGAACCAGCUCAAUGAGCUCCGUCUCCAGGGCAAGCUGUGUGACAUCAUUGUGCACAUUCAGGGCCAGCCAUUCCGAGCCCACAAGGCUGUCUUGGCCGCCAGUUCGCCAUACUUCCGAGAUCAUUCGGCACUAGGCACGAUGAGUGGCCUCUCCAUCUCUGUAAUCAAGAGCCCUGAGGUGUUUGAGCAGCUGCUCGCCUUCUGCUACACUGGCCACAUGUCAUUGCGCCUGCGUGACGUCAUCAGCUUCCUCACGGCUGCCAGCUUCCUUCAAAUGCAGGCUGUGAUUGACAAAUGCACACAGAUCCUUGAAGGUAUUCACACUAAGAUCAGCAUCCCUUUGCCUGGUGGGACCGAUCCAGAAAACGAUUGCACCACCUCAAGGGCUGGACGCAAUGGUUUGAAAGAUGGAGGAAUCUUUGUAAACCCCACCCAGAUUUCGCCACCUUACUAUUCUCAUCAGAAUCAUUGCGUGGAAGGGCGGAGCUCAAGUAAGGGAAUGGCAGAGGAGGGUCAGUCAGACCGAGGGAGCAGCGACAGCAUAUCUGAGCAGGAGGUGUCAAUGGAGGUUGAGUCCGAACAAGUAGACCUCAUCGGCAAGGAUGGACGGGUGACUGAUGUCCAUAUCAAGCUGGAGAAAGUGGAUCGGCCAAGCCACUCCGAUAGCUCGUCGGCAGGUGAUGACGGCUACCACACAGAGCUGGUGGAUGGUGAACAGGUGUUGGCUGUCAGCGUGGGAUCGUACGGGCCUCUGCUUUCCUCUGCUGGAUACACAUACUCAGCAUUACCUUCCUCCUGUUUCGUCAGCCUGAGUUCCUCAAGCCCUUCUCGUUCUUUGCUCAGCAGUGUCCGGGGUGGUCGUGGCCGUGGGAAACGUCUCGUGCCUCUUCCAGCCGAUCUGCUAACUCCGCUCAAGCAGACUGGUGCAGACGAAGGAGAUUCACCUGCGACGACGGCUACCUUGGAGAACGACACAAGGAAGCACAGUUUCCGUGAACAGUGGUACCCCUACAAUGAGCGCCUCAUCUGUAUGUACUGCAGCAGGUCCUUCAACCAAAAGGGCAGCCUGGACCGUCACAUGCGUCUGCACAUGGGCAUCACACCCUUCGUCUGCAAGUUCUGCGGCAAGAAGUACACCCGCAAAGACCAGCUGGAGUACCACAUCCGCGGCCACACGGACAACAAACCCUUCCACUGCCAGAUCUGCGGCAAAUGCUUUCCCUUCCAAGGCACACUCAACCAGCAUUUGCGUAAGAAGCACAUGACCUCUGGCACAGAAGUUAACAAUCACACUGACUUGCUUGGAGAGGCACCAGAUGACCAGAGAGGGGAGCAAGAGGAUACCGCCAAGGGAGAAGCAGCAUGCGGAGCCGCUUACCCCGAUGAUUUGUCAACAAAAACCCCCAGCGAAGAGAGUGGCAAGUGUAGUCCAGAAGAAACCCCUGCAUCCAAACUCCUGCGUUGAUAUUGAGAGAGAGAAAAAAAUACACUUAAGUUGUUUGUCCUCCUCCUCUAAUAAGGAAACAUGAAGGGUCACUCUUUUCAUGAUUUAAGCCCAGCUGUUUUUAAAGAAUGACAAGAAAUAACCUGCCUUGAGCAUUUUCUACUUUUGUGGAAGUUCUACACAGGACAAAGGUCGAGAUAAAGUUUUUAAGGAGUUUUUCAAAGGGAAGGAGUCCUAUAAUCGGUGAAUUAAAUAAUCGGGGUGGAGGUCACUGUAAUCAAGGCCUCUUAAGAGUUUUAUCACAUUUUUUUUUAUAUAUCUAUAUCUAUAUAUUUCCAUGUUUUUCAACAUAUUUACAGAGUAAUAUAGGCAUGUUGCAAUAAUGAAUAAUGUGAAAGCUCAGAUUAGAUGCUCGUCAAUAUCACGCUUUUACCUGACCUGUUUUUGCACAUUUGGCCUGUAAUAGGUCACUCACUCGAGGAAUGGUUUAUCUGCCAUUGCAAGGCUCUUUGUGACACAUCCAUUUAAUACCUCAUUUUACAACCUCAGCAUAAUCAUAAUGGACAGUAUUUGUAGCUUGUCGUCAACUCCAGCCAGGUUUUACCUCAUAGCAAAGAACCUGAACGGAGGGGAAGAAGCUUCUCUCAGUAAACUCCCAUUUGUUUUGCCUUCAUAGGGUUUGAAUGAAUGCUGCGAUGAAACCCCUGAACAAAACAUCUCCACUCUACAAAGGCUUGAUACUUCAGUCAAAUGUUCCUUAGUGAUUGUAUGCAUUUUACAUUAAUCUUGUUCAGUUCUUCUGAGAUAUAAGAGAAUAUUGUUAGUACAAGGUGUACCUGUGGAGUAUUUUCAGGAUCCAGGAUCUAACUGUUUUUUUUUUUUUUUUUUGCCAUAUUUUUCGUAGAAUCACCGUUUGUCAUUCUACAGUUUUUCUGUAACAUUAACCAUUUGGUUUCAGGUACAGUAUCAACAGUAUAAUCACUGAUUAGUGCUAGAGUAGCAGCACAGUAAACAAUAUUAUUCAGUUAAGGAAUGUGUGCCUUUAAAAUUAAAGUUAUAUUAAUAUAUUUGUAGAUGCGCUUCUAAAAGUGGUGCGGGAGUCAUGCAAGUUAUAAAAAUUGCCUUAGGGCCAUACCGCCUCGGAAAGAACGUCACAAACAAGUUCUUUGUGAAAUAUAAUUAAUGUACACACUCGAUCAGUGGUUCGAAUUUCAAGAAGCUCUUCUUGUGUUUAGCUUGCUCGAAAGCCAAAACGAAUAGUGUUUCAGUACAGAAAUGUUUAAUUGAAGAAGAUUCACUUACCGCUGGUAUGCUUAUGUUAAUGUUAUAUAGUAUGGAGGUGUAGUGUAGGGUUUCAAACAACCAUAGAUCAUUAAUAAGAUAAACCUGCAGUCUCAGUACAACUGUUCUGGGCACUUUUAUAUAUUUAGUAUUGUGAAAAGAGAGCCCUGGAUGCCUAUUAUCUCCACAAUAGCUCUUAACAUCCAUUUUCAUUGUUAUGUAACUGGUGCUAAACGUCAUACCUCAUUUUUUUUUUCUUAACCUGUGAUUGAAUAAGGCUCCUUGUUGUCUCACAUGCCAAUUGUAGAUACAUUUUAUUUCUUAUCACCACACUGUCUUAUUUGAUUCAUUCUAAAGAAUAAGAAGUGGCUACAUACAAUGCAAAACAAUUAAAAUGGCGUUUUGUUGUGAGCAAUACACUAGACUUAUAUUUUAUAGUCCCCACUACACUUGAGCAUCCGCCUGCCUGAUUUGAUUUAUGGCUCUUGGUGCUCAGACAGAUAAAAACAUGCCUCACUUUUACAAGAUUCAAGUUCUUUCAACUGUGCCUAACAUGCCAUUUGGAAAUUUACUUUAUCACACCCUCUAUAAGUUAACUUAAGAACCAUCAGCCAGGCGUAGUUGAUCGUUGAAAUAGUCUGAACCGCAACCAGAGUCACGCCUUGGACGAAACUCGUUUCUAAGUACGCCAAGUUAAAAUACAAAGUGACUUUAUUAUGUUCACAUUACAGUGCUGUUCUGUGUUCAUUUUCAGUUUGUUACUCUCUUUAGUGGUGUUUUCUCGUAACAUUUUUUUUUUUUUUUUUUUUUUUUAAACCUUCAUUUAUAUCACAGUCAGUUUUUUUUUUUUUUUUUUGUCAGAUUUCAGUUUGUACUUCAGGACUUCUGCCCAUUUUCUCACUUUCUUUAAAGUCAAUCAAUUUUAUUUAGCUCAAAUUGCUAAUUUUAGAAUGCUUAACUAUAUUCGUGCCAUUAAAAUCUACUCAUGUGUUUUAUAUUACUGGCAGAUGAAUGAGAAUUAACCUUUGAAUCAAUUCAUGGCAGUUUUAAGCAAUGAGCCAAUGUGAUAACUCUGUUAAAACCGUUAACACGAGCCGAAACCCUGAAUGCAGAACACCUUGUACUACUGACAGUGUGUUUGGUGUCAUUUUGUGGCAUGAGAUGCCUUGAAUGCUAUUUGAUACAUUGUAAGCCUGCUUUGUUCCCUGAACAUGUUAAGAUUUGCUCUGUUCCUUUAGUGUAAUGUUCCUGUUCAUCUUAGAUAAUGUGAACGUGACUUUGGCCACUAACCAAAGAGCAAACCAAAAAUUGUAAGGGGUUUGUGUGGUAUGUUGCACAGCAGAUUAAAGAGAGACCAAAACC